AUGGAUCAGACUAAUAUAGAUUUUACUUUGCCUCCGGCUCCUCGUGGUCUUUGUUUUGACCGUAAUGAUUUUGUCAAGACGAACUUUUCAGUGGAUAAUUUUCUAAUUGACCAUCAAAAUGUUGCCUCCUUGGAGACAAUGCGUGAUGACCUAGGAGUGUAUCUAAAAGUUCUAAGGCUGGCUAUGAUCGAGUUAAUUAACAAAGAUUACGCGAAUUUUGUUAAUCUAUGUGCAACAUUAAUUGGCUUUGAUAAGACUAUUGUAAAAAUUCAAGUGCCAUUAGAACAACUAAAUGAAGAAGUUCUUAGUGUAAAACAAUGUUUGGAGGAUGCAAUGAAAGAAUUAUCUAUUUGGCUUAAUCAAAGACAUGGUCUACUCAAAAAGAAGCAACUCUUAAAAUACUACAGCCAAACAAUAAAUGGCUUGAAUACAUUGGAAAAUAUCUUAAAAGACAUCUCAGAUAAGAAGAAACAUGAGCAAAUAAUUUUAGCUGAACGUACAGCUGUGCAAUAUAACCAAUUAAAAUUCACAUUUUCUAAAUGUGAAAAUUUAUUAAGUUCUGAGAACAAGGUGUUGUUUAAUAGUAUUAGUGAAAAGUUAGUACAGAUAUUAAAUGACUUGGUUUUUUAUUUUUGGAAUGAAAAUAAUGAAAAUAAUCUCCUCAAAACUCUCAUUAUUUUAACAACAUUAAGCCGUAUUGAAGAAACUGAAAUAUUAAUAAGAAAGCAAGCUAUAGCUCCCUUACUGCAAGACAUUAUAAAUGAGCCUGCAUUACAAAGAAGCAAGGAAGGAUUAUAUGGUAUUUAUGUAAAAAUUUUAGCAUUGUUGGAUACGAAAUUGAAAUUGCUCUUUGAAGUGAUGCAACAUUCCAAGUUUUCAUUUCUUGAGAAAAAAUAUAGAUUUCUAGUAAAUUGUUUCUGGUGUGAAGUAGAAAGUCGAUUAGAAGUAAAUCUGGCAUCUAUUUUUGCUCCUGGCAACCCACAAUUGUUUUAUAGAAGAUAUAGUGAAAGUAUGCAGUUUAUUAAAAAAUUAGAAGAAUAUUGCAUAGUUGAAGGAUCUGUUAAAAUGUUACAUGAAACUGCAGAAUACAAGAGUUUUCAAAGGAGGUGGAAUUUGCCUGUUUAUUUUCAGAUACGGUUUCAGGAAAUUGCAGGAAGCUUUGAAACAUCGUUGAAAAAAAGUCCAACCAUCGAAAACAAAGAAGGAUUUAUUUUGAAUGAGACAUUAAAGUGUUGGGCUUGUCUACAUGAGUGCUGGUCAGAUGGUAUCUACAUAGAAGCAUUAGCCCAUAAGUUUUGGAAGCUCUCAUUACAAUUGUUAUCUAGAUAUGCAACAUGGACAACCAAUUUUUGUACAGAGAGAAACUCCUUAUCUGAAUCAAUAAGCAUAAAUAAGAGCCUAAUUGAAAACAGUAUUAAUAUUUAUAUAGACACUGAAACAUUAUUGCACAGGUUACCAGAAUUUUUAGCACUCGUUGAAAGCAAAAUACCAAUUGUGGAGAGCAAGUCUUUGCUUAGGCAAAGCUUAAAUUCUUCAAUUGAGGGCUUACACAAGACUGAAAUGAAAAUCAAGGAAUGCAUUGUAAAUGAACUGUUUGACUUCUGUAACAUGCAAUUAAAGCAAGUUAGUGACAUACCAAGGUUGUAUAGAAAAACUAACCGCAGUAUACCAACUAAACCCUGCACAUAUAUAGAAGUUGUUACAAGUGCUAUUAAAGAUUUUAAUGAUGGUGCAGCAAACAGACUAAAUAAUGACUUUUUAAUAGGACUUUAUGAAUCAUUAUUCAAUGUUAUGACUGCUUCAUACUACAAAUAUGUAGAAGAUGUAUUGACCUCUGUACAGAAAACUGAAGAGUCUCUUAGAAGAUUAAAGCAAAUACGUGAAAAUGCAUCACAACAAAGCAAUGACAGUGGUGGUAUUAGUGAUGGUGAUAAGAUCAGGCUCCAACUCAAUGUUGACGUAAUGUCAUACACCAAUUUGGCAGACUCUCUUCAUGUCAAUAUUCAAAGAGUGCACAAAUAUAAUGAACUGUUGUCCAUGGUAACAGAAGCUAUAAAAAAUAUAGAAAUUAAAUGA
Molecule: messenger RNA, 2076 nt
Organism: Parnassius mnemosyne (clouded apollo)
Lineage: Eukaryota; Metazoa; Arthropoda; Insecta; Lepidoptera; Papilionidae
Source: the annotation of a GenBank genome assembly